This is a messenger RNA of Strongylocentrotus purpuratus (purple sea urchin), 1215 nucleotides long. RefSeq names its product oxidoreductase NAD-binding domain-containing protein 1. The transcript has 7 exons. Lineage: Eukaryota; Metazoa; Echinodermata; Echinoidea; Camarodonta; Strongylocentrotidae. Gene Ontology annotation, cellular component: mitochondrion. Bases 119 to 1027 code for a protein of 302 amino acids. Gene Ontology annotation, molecular function: oxidoreductase activity. The record is from RefSeq and is a predicted model, not a curated record.
CAUCUUAAAUAAGGCCAAGUUGCGUAAGCACACAAAUGUGUUUCGGAAAUCCGACCGGGUGUGUGGAUUUGUUACGUGACGAAAUAAACGACGGCUUAUAAAGCAGAUAAAUAAGGAAAUGUUCCCAAUUUUCACACCCAGAUGCAUGCAGUUAUCUGCUGUUGGAAAGACCUUAAUUACUAGGACCUCUUCUUUUCUUUGGGUUUACAGUUCAGCUAUUGUGAGAACAAUGAGUGACCAUAUGGACAAGACGGCUCAAAGCUUCAGGGAACCGGGUAUAUGCGAAGCCGAAGUAGCGGCCAUCAGUCAGGCAUCUGAGACGGUCAAGGUACUAACGCUCAAGGUCGAUGACCCCACAUUCACUUUCAAGGCUGGCCAAUGGGUUGAUAUUUUCAUGCCGGGGGUUUCUACAGUGGGUGGGUUUUCAAUGAGCUCAGCACCAAGACCCUUACGUGAAAAGGGCCAUGUGGGACUGGCAGUGAAAUACAGUGCACAUCCCCCUGCCCACUGGGUCCAUAAACAGUGUAUCGUGGGGUCAAAGGUCAAGGUCAGAGCAGGAGGUGACAAACUUGUCUUUGACCCUCAGCCCGGUGACCCCUCAUGGAACGUUCUACUCAUCUCAGGGGGGAUCGGUAUCAAUCCCCUCAUGUCGUUGAUGCAUCAUGCAGCAGACCUGCGUGAUCAGAGGAAGGGGAACCCUGAGGGAUACACCCCUGGCAAAAUGGAACUGCUCUUCAGUGCUUCCUCCAAGAGUGAGCUCAUAUUCAAGGACACCAUUGAUGACUUGACAUCGAAGCAUUCUCCAAACAUCGCUGCUAAGUUUUUUGUGACCAAAGAGUCGGCUGAAGAUUCAUCAAUAUCAAAUCGAAGGAUAGAUGCUAGUGACAUCAAGGCAGCUAUAGAGAGGUUAGGAGGUCCUCUGAGAUGCUUCGUCUGUGGUCCUCCUACUAUGAUAGCUGACAUGGAGGGGUUGCUAAGCAACGCGGGUAUCCCUCCAUCAGAUAUCUUCUGUGAGAAGUGGUGGUAACGGGAGUUGAUUAUCGAUGCAUUGAUUGGAAUGGUCAUAGGAAUGAUGAAAAUGAAAUUCAUUUAGAAAAGAAAUGAAUAGAUCGGGCAUUUACUAAAAAAGUUGUUUACACGGGACUGCACUACUUGUGGCUACUUGCGCCCUCUAUAUAGCAAACAAUGCCUAAGCGGUACCCAUUGGUCCCCCAU